CACGAUGCCGGUAAACGUGAAUUAAUUCAACUUUAGUGCGCAUUGUUGCUGAAAAACAAAACACCGUGGUUGGGAACUAUGAACACUACCUCACUGACCCAGUCGGACUGCCCCGAUGUGAAAGUCCCCGUCUCUCUCUUCUUCACCAUUGGAUUAGCGAGCCUGGCUGAGAACUUCCUGGUUGUAGUGGCUGUCAUACGCAACAGGAACCUUCAUUCGCCCAUGUACUGCUUCAUCUGCAGCCUGGCAGCUUUCAACACUAUCGCCAGCCUCACCAAAACCUGGGAAAACCUGAUGAUUGUGUUUGCUGAUGUGGGACAGCUGGAGAAGACAGGUUUCUCUGAGACCAAGCUGGACGAUGUGAUGGACUCCCUGCUGUGUAUGUCUUUCAUUGGCUCCAUUUUCAGUUUCCUGGCUAUUGCUGUGGACCGUUACAUCACCAUCUUCCAUGCACUGCGGUAUCACAACAUCAUGACAAUGCGGCGCACCAGGACCAUCUUGGGUGUCAUCUGGACAACAUGUGGGGUGUCAGCCAUACUCAUGGUGAGGUUCUUUCAUUCCAAGUUCAUCAUGAUCUGCUUUGUCGUCUUCUUCGUUGUCUCCUUGGCGAUUAUCUGCUUCCUCUAUGUGUACAUGUUCAUGCUGGCACGCAUCCAUGCCAGGAAGAUCGCAGCUCUGCCCACCAGCGGCGGGAGGAAGUGUCGGCACCAGCGGCGGUGGGGCAGCAGCAUGAGAGGGGCCCUUACUCUCACCAUCCUGUUUGGGGCGUUUGUGGUUUGUUGGGCGCCGUUCUUCCUCCACCUCAUCAUCAUCAUGGUGUGCCCCACGAACCCGUACUGCGAGUGUUAUCGAUCGCUGUUCCAGCUGCACAUGGUGCUGUUGAUGAGCCACGCCCUAAUCGACCCGGCCAUCUACGCCUUCCGCAGCCCCGAGCUCAGACAAACCUUCAGGAAGAUGCUGCUUUGUUCAAAUUGGAAACAGUGCUCAUAG
Seriola dumerili (greater amberjack) is the source of this 990-nucleotide messenger RNA. It is a transcript of the gene mc2r, whose product is annotated as melanocortin 2 receptor. Bases 79 to 990 code for a protein of 303 amino acids. The record is from RefSeq and is a predicted model, not a curated record. Gene Ontology annotation, cellular component: membrane. The transcript has 3 exons. NCBI's taxonomy places the organism in Eukaryota, Metazoa, Chordata, Actinopteri, Carangiformes, Carangidae. Gene Ontology annotation, molecular function: corticotropin receptor activity. Gene Ontology annotation, biological process: G protein-coupled receptor signaling pathway.